CGGGGCCGCUCCUCCCUCCCUCAGCGCAGCCGCUUCUGUCCCUCCCCAGACUGAAGGCUCCGGCCGCGCCGCCGCCAGCGGGGGAGCCUCGGUCCCGGCGGGCUGUGCACGGCGGAGGGGAUCGUGGAGGUGGUGUGGGCCGAGCUCCAGGUCCCGGAGCACCGCGAGUGGUGUCGGGCGUUUCCUCAGGGCGCGGAGCGGAGCUGAGCUCGGUGGUUCCGAAGAGGACGGUUUAAAUUGUUUUUUUUACUGCGGUUUCGGAAGGGUCGGGACGCCCCUUUCGGGAUCCCCAGAGGGGCUCCCGAGACAGCCCAGCGAGGUGCAGCUUGUUACUUGGUUCCUCCUUGGGAUCUCCCUCCCUCCCUUCCAUCGCAAAAGAAGUCUUUUGCAUUUGUAUGCCUAUUUUUUUCGGUUCUCUGCACAAAACCCCGUUUUGGACUGUAUCCAUCAACAGGAAAGCCUUGGAGGAAGCGUCCAGGAGCAGCGAGCAGUCCCCUCACGAUGUGGACCUUUCUGGGUAUCGCCUCCUUCAUCUACGUGUAUAAAAAGUGUGGAGAUCUCAUGACUUAUGCUAACAAGGAGGUGCUGCUCUACAUGUUAGUGUUUUUCUCCCUGGGCUUGCUGCUGUCGUACAGGUACCGCUUCAGGGGGGCCAAGCAGCAGCAGCAAAAGACCCACCUGGGGAUGCUCUCUGAUGUUCUUGCAACUUUACCACUUGUUGGCUUCUUCUGGGCCAAACCCACCGCGGGAUCUCAACAGGUUGAACAACCCAAAUCCAGAAAGGGUAAAAGAGACAUAAACUUCUCAGAGGUGUAUCUGACAGAGACAUCUCCAAAUACAACAUUAUCACCCCAAUACAACCCAGAAAUUAUCAUUGUGGGAUCAGGCGUCCUGGGUUCUUCCUUGGCCACGGUGCUCUCAAGAGACGGAAGAAAGGUGACUGUUAUAGAGAGGGAUCUGAAAGAACCUGACAGGAUAGUUGGAGAAUUGUUGCAACCUGGAGGUUUUAAAGCACUUAGAGACCUGGGUCUUGAAGAUGCGGUAGAAGGUAUUGACGCACAAACUGUAAAUGGUUACAUAAUUCAUGACAUAGAGAGCAACUCGGAGGUUGAAAUUCCUUAUCCAACAUCUGAGGAUGGGCGCGUGGCCAGUGGAAGAGCUUUUCAUCAUGGCCAGUUCAUCAUGGGUCUCCGAAAGGCAGCUAUGGCAGAACCCAAUGCAAAAUUCAUUGAGGGAACUGUGGUAGAAUUGCUUGAGGAAGAUGACUGUGUCGUGGGUGUUCAGUAUAAGGACAAAGAAACUGGAGACACCAAGGAACUCCAUGCACCGCUCACUGUUGUUGCUGAUGGACUUUUCUCCAAGUUUAGAAAACACUUGGUCUCCAACAAAGUUACUGUUUCAUCCCAUUUUGUUGGUUGCAUUUUAAAGAAUGCACCACAGUUUAAAGCCAAUUAUGCUGAACUUGUGCUAGCUAAACCCAGUCCAGUGCUUAUCUAUCAGAUUUCUUCAACUGAGACUCGCGUCCUUGUUGAUAUUCGAGGGGAAAUGCCAAAGAAUUUAAAAGAAUACAUGAUUGAGAACAUUCAUCCACAGCUACCUGAUCACUUGAAGGAGCCAUUCUUAGUAGCAGUUCAGACUGAUCGCUUAAGGACGAUGCCUGCCAGCUUCCUGCCCCCUUCAGCUGUAAACAAAAAAGGUGUUCUGCUUUUAGGAGAUGCAUAUAAUAUAAGACACCCUCUGACUGGUGGAGGAAUGAGUGUUAUUUUAAAUGAUAUUAAAAUAUGGAAGAAUUUGCUCCAGGAUAUUCCAGACCUUUAUGAAGACUCUGAAAUUCUUCAGGCCAAAAGGACAUUUUACUGGUCAAGAAAAAAGUCUCAUUCUUUUGUAGUGAACGUCCUUGCCCAGGCCCUGUAUGAACUCUUUGCUGCCACAGAUGAUUCCUUGCAUCACCUGAAGAAAGCCUGUUUCCAUUACUUCAGGCUUGGUGGAGAAUGCGUCUCAGGCCCUGUUGGAUUGCUGUCUGUGUUAUCUCCUAAGCCAAUGGUGCUGAUCGGCCAUUUCUUUGCUGUAGCAUUAUAUGCUGUUUAUUUUUGCUUCAAGUCAGAGUCCUGGAUCAUGAAGCCUCGAGCAUUUGUCAAUAGUGGAGCCGUUCUUUACCGGAGUUGCUCGAUAAUAUUUCCACUUAUUUACUCUGAAAUGAAGCAUUUAGUCUACUAAAAUCCAGGGGGAAAUGACUGGAGGAAGAAAACAUGAAAAUCACGAUGCCUUCAAAGUCUUUGGAGCUCUACUAUUUAAUAGUGCAUUAUGUUUUCUUCUCUGCAAAAUGUGAUUUCCUUGAUAAGGAUCUGACUUAAUUUUGGUUUUGUGGGUAUAUACAUAUAUAUUAUAUGUAAAUAUUCUUUUCUUUGCAAUUUCAGUCCAGAAAGGAGAUAGCUAUUUACAAGGACCUUGAUUAUGUGUUGACACGUGGUAGAGAAUUGCCAGUUUUGUCAGAAUUUCAUCCCUUGCUUUUGCCAUUGCUGAGUGCACCACUAAUAUUAAUAAACCGAAAAGUGAAAAUGGUAAACCAUAUGCUGCUAUUUUCCUUCUUUCUUCCAUGCUUUAUCCAUGCUUGCUUCUCUUCAGACUUCUCAUGCUUCUCUAUAGACUGUUUCUUUACUGUGAGAUAGUGUAACAUUCUUAAUUUGGGUUGUUUCAUUAGGAUCCAGUCUCUUCCAUACCAGUUGCAGCUGAGAUACUGGUCUACAGACACUUAAAAGGACACUAUGAAGGAUUUCGGAUCUUGAAGUGUCAUCAUACCUUUAACUUCAGUCCCUGUUGCAAGUGCCAUGUUGCUCUUCUGAAAUCAUUAGUUACACCAGAAGUCAUUUAAGCAAGUAAUAAUCAAACCGUAGUCACGUGGCUGCUGCAUUGCACUCGGGUACUGGAAACGUCCUGGAACAUUCUUUCCUAUGUCCCUCCCUUGUCAUACCUGAGGGGUUUGGGUUGGUUUUGCUGGGGAGGGUGUGCAGCUGAAGCUUAACACUGCCACAGACUGAAGCACAGCAACAGACUGCAUCCACUGAAACAGAUUCAGGCCAGGUUAUUCCCAGAGACAGUAACCUUUAAUAUUACUUGUAAAAACUUAUGAGAAGUAGCACAAAGUGUCCUUUUAAUCCUUGGGGUCCUUUAAUCCUUGGGGAUUUUUUCCUAUAGAAAUUACUGCAUGCUACUGGAGAGCUUACGUCUUGUACUGUUGGUCACUCUUCCUCUCCAUGUUAUCACUAUCAGUGUGCUUCCCUCUGUUCUUCUGCGUUGUCAGUUUUCUUUACCUUUCUCAUUCAUUUUUCUUAUGGUUGCUUUGUGUAUCCCUGUGUGGCUCUGCUGUUUCGGCUGCCCUGAGCAGUCACCCAGCAGUGCUGAGAGUGCAGUAACGUGCUUCUGUACUGGUGAAACAUCUGGAAAACAACAGAUUGCACCAACUGCAUCGAAGCAUCCAGUUUGUGUUGGACUGUGGGGAAAAGUCUGGGGAGAGGCUUCUUUAGCGUUUCAUGGGGCAGAUGAUUCCAAAUGUUCUUUUCCAGAAGCAAAAGCAUUGGUGUUUUUCUCACCGUUAACACUGUCGUUACCCUAUUGAAAUCACACACACCAUGAAUAUGUCUGUGCUUUACCUUCAGAGUAAAGUACUCAAACUUUCUGAUAGCAUUCUCUAUGGGAACUAGGAGCUGCCCCUUGGAGGGUAACACCAAGUUUGCAGGGUUUAUACAAGUGUGUUCAAAAUUGGUGAUAAUUGUGAAAAUAUUAAUUUUACAUUUUCUGGUUUUUUUUUAAUUUGAUUUGCAGUCGGUCUCCUCAAAGUCCAGCACAGAAAGGGCCUGAGCCAAAUACCCAUCCUCAGCUCACUCUAAUAAAAGGUUAUGAUAUCUGUA
This is a messenger RNA of Melopsittacus undulatus (budgerigar), 3908 nucleotides long. RefSeq names its product squalene epoxidase (gene SQLE). Bases 502 to 2217 code for a protein of 571 amino acids. The transcript has 11 exons. Gene Ontology annotation, cellular component: endoplasmic reticulum; membrane. Gene Ontology annotation, molecular function: squalene monooxygenase activity; flavin adenine dinucleotide binding. The record is from RefSeq and is a predicted model, not a curated record. Gene Ontology annotation, biological process: cholesterol metabolic process; sterol biosynthetic process. Lineage: Eukaryota; Metazoa; Chordata; Aves; Psittaciformes; Psittaculidae.